AUGGCUCUCCCCUCUCAAUGCUGGACCUUGACGAAGAAGAACCUCCUCAUCGCCCUCAACCGCCAUGCCUUUGCCACCACCAUCCGCGCAUUCCUCCUCCCCAUCGGGUUUAUGAUCUUCUUGUCGUAUGCCAGGAACCUCUUCAUCCCACCCUCGGAUUACGGCAUAGGCUCGAGCCAUGCAGUUCGCACGUUGGCAGAGGGCAUGGCUGCGGCCGGUGGGGGAAGAAACACACUGGCUUUGGUGAGCAAUGGACUCGGAGGCGACGUCGCGCAGGUCAUAGACUCUGUCGCACAGCAGGCACAGGCGUCUGGAAAGGUUGUGCGCCUAUCGCAAGAAGCGCAGUUGUUGGAUACCUGCCGGAGCAGUCUGCGGGGUGCGACUUCCUGCUAUGGUGCCGUCGUUUUCCAAUCCUCCCCUACCCAGGGACAAGGCGGGUCGUGGAACUAUACUCUCCGCGCAGAUGGCGCAUUUGGAGUCCAGAUGCAUGUUCAUAAAACCACAAACGAUGUCGAAAUAUACCUUUUGCCCCUCCAAAGGGCUGUCGACAGUGCAAUUGCGCGCCUCAAUGCCACGACCCUCCCUUCCGUCUUCGAAUAUCCCUUCACCUCCAUCAAUCAAGCUCAGCGCAAUACCAAGAUCCGCGUAAACUACCAAGGCGCCAUCAUCAACAUCUUGGGCGUUGCGUUCCUCAUUGGCAUGGUUGGAGUCACAUACCAUUUGACCGGAUUCAUUGCUUCAGAGCGGGAGCUUGGCAUGUCACAGUUGAUUGAAGCCAUGAUGCCCAAUCUGAAAAGGUGGCAACCUCAAGUCGCGAGGAUUUUGUCUUAUCAUCUAGCAUUUGACAUUAUCUACACUCCGGGCUGGAUCAUCAUGGGAAUCGUUUUGGGCGUCGGAGUCUUUGCCCAAACAUCCAUGGCCAUUGUCAUCAUUUAUCACUUAUUGGCUGGUCUCUCUCUAGCAUCCUUUUCCAUACUCGGUGCUUCUUUCUUCAAGAAGGCCCAACUGAGUGGUAUUACCAUGGCAAUUGUGACGCUCCUCCUGGGUGUGCUCGCACAGGUCAUUGACAAGACCAAUUCUGGCACCGUGGCAAUUCUCAGCCUGUUGUUCGUUCCUUGCAAUUAUGUAUUCUUUAUCGUUUUCAUGGCCCGGUAUGAGCGUCAGGACCUGGCCACAGAUCUUGUACGAUCUGCGCCGAACAAUCCUUGGGGCCUUCCUGGGCUCGCUCUCUGGGUCUUUGUGAUUGUACAGAUAUUUGUGUACCCGCUGCUUGGAGCCAUGAUUGAGAAAUUCCUCUACGGAACAGCAUCUAAAGGACGAUCAAUCACUAGAAAUUUUGAUGCCCACUCGACAUCAUACGAGACAGUGCGUCUCGAUCACUUCACAAAGCAUUACCGCCCGAACUGGUUUCGGCGCAAGGCUGCGGGCAUCACCAAGACCCCCAAGGCAACUGUUGUGGCAGUCAAUGGCCUGACGUUUAGUGCGAGAAAGGGGCAGAUUUGCGUUUUACUCGGUGCAAAUGGUAGUGGAAAGAGCACAACUUUAGAUGCCAUCGCUGGACUCAAUACCGUCACCAGCGGAACCAUCGCAGUUGACGGUACCGGCGGACUUGGCAUUGCUCCACAGAAGAAUGUUCUCUGGGAUGAGCUGACCGUCGAAGAGCAUGUUCGUAUCUUCAAUCAGCUAAAAUCCACAAACCAACGUGAUAGCAAAGAAGCCCUACACGAUCUCAUCAAGGCUGUUGACUUGGAUCGGAAGAUAGGUGCGAAGGCAAAGACACUUUCUGGUGGGCAAAAACGAAAGCUUCAGCUCGGCAUGAUGUUCACUGGAGGUAGUACAGUCUGUUGUAUCGACGAGGUUAGCAGUGGUCUCGAUCCACUAAGCCGACGCAAAAUCUGGGACAUUCUGCUGGCUGAGAGGGGCACUCGCACGAUAAUAAUGACGACUCAUUUCCUUGAUGAAGCGGAUCUUCUUGCCGAUCAGAUCGCAAUUCUUUCCAAAGGUACCCUCCGAGCUCAGGGCUCAUCCGUGGAGCUUAAGAGUAAACUUGGCGGAGGAUAUAGAAUCCAUCUACAGACUGGUCCCGGCCAUGAGGAAGCACCUGACCUCGAGGUUCCCAGUCAUACAAAUAUCGGCCAAACCAUAUACCUUGCUUCCACAUCCAGCCAAGCUGCAAAAAUCAUCAGACGCCUCGAAUCAGCAGGUCUCACAGAUUAUCAACUAUCCGGACCCACAAUCGAAGACGUUUUCUUGCAACUUGCAGAUGAAGUCCGCGCAGACGGCAUCGACCCCGAAUCUGAAUCUCAGGAUGAAAAGUCCCCUAGUGUAGUAGUUUCAGCGAAGCCUCGGGAUCUGCAGCUAGAGAUACACACCGGUAAGACCAUUGGCCCGUUUCGUCAAGGCUGGGUCUUAUUUCGAAAGAGAUACACCAUACUGCGACGGAACUACCUUCCAUAUACUGCUGCUUUCCUCCUUCCCAUCAUUGCGGCUGGUCUUGUCUCAUUGUUCUUGAAAGGUUUCAAAGCUGUAGGCUGUUCACCAACCCAACGAAUUUCACUCGCUGAUGUCGAAAGCCUGGCAGCGCUUAUUGACUAUGAUAUUAUUCUUGGCCCAUCGUCCCAAUUCUCUACCGCCACCCUUGCUUCUUUAUCUAGCUCUCUCACAUCUAACCCAAUUCCUCCUGGGGUCCAAGUCCAUCGGGCUGUUCACAUAGUUGACACGCUCCCACAAUUCAAUAAUUAUAUCGAUCAGAAUUUUGCAAAUGUCACCCCAGCAGGCAUUUUCCUCGGAGAUGGCACAACAGAGCCGACCCUUGCGUAUAAAGGAAAUGGGGAUAUCUACAAUGGCGUAUUUGGGCAUAAUAUUCUUAAUAACAGGCUUACAAACAUCACCAUUCACACGCAAUAUUCGUCUUUUGAUAUACCAUGGGCACCGUCAACCGGGAAAUCUCUGCAGCUCGUGGUCUAUUUUGGAUUGGCUAUGGCAGCAUACCCAGGAUUCUUCUCAUUGUAUCCCACCGUAGAAAGGACCAGGAAUAUUCGCGGUCUGGAAUACUCGAAUGGUGUUCGGUCAUUGCCUCUAUGGUUGGCAUAUCUUGGAUUCGACUUCAUUAUAGUACUUGGCUCUAGUGCCCUGGGUGUUAUCAUCUUUGCUGCUGUCUCGACAGCCUGGUAUCAUGUCGGCUAUUUGUUUGUUGUUUUCGCACUAUUCGGUCUGGCGUCCAUCUUGCUUUCAUAUGUGGUCUCCCUUUUCGCACAGACACAGCUCUCGGCCUAUGCAUUCGCUGCUGCUGGCCAGGCAAUCCUCUUUCUGAUAUACUUGAUUGGGUAUCUUUGCACGUUGACUUAUGCUCCUAUCAACAAAAUAGAUGACUAUCUACUCAUCGUUCAUUUCACGAUAUCGCUGAUCACGCCUAUGGGAUCACUUAUAAGAUCACUUUUCAUCGCACUGAACAUAUUUUCCACCACGUGUUCUGGACGACAAUUGGCUGCUUCCCCCGGUGGUAUAAUUCAAUACGGCGGGCCGAUACUUUACUUAUUUGUGCAAGUGUUCGUGUUAUUUGCGAUCCUCCUCUGGAACGAUUCUGGAUCGGUCCUAGCCUGGUACCGAAGAGUUCGGAAUGCGCCAAGCACAUCUUCUGAGGCAAAAGUUGUUCCUGCCGAUGAAGAGGUUGCAGAAGAACUCGCUCGUGUCAACAGCUCCAAUGACGGACUUCGUGUACAGAAUCUUACGAAAUCUUUUGGGCACGUGACAGCUGUCGAAAAUCUCACAUUUGGGAUCAAACGCGGAGAAGUGUUCGCUUUGUUAGGCCCAAAUGGCGCGGGAAAAUCAACUACCAUCUCUUUGAUUCGCGGCGAUGUCCAGCCGUCGAAGAAUAGUGGCAACAUAUUUGUUGAGAACAUUGACAUAAGCAGGCAACGAGCUAAAGCAAGGUCACACCUUGGAGUGUGUCCCCAAUUUGACGCUAUGGAUCAAAUGACUGUUGUGGAACACCUCCAGUUCUAUGCAAGAAUUAGAGGUGUUCCUGAUGUCGAACACAAUGUCAAAGCUGUUAUCAAGGCUGUGGGCCUCGAGGCAUUUUCAUUUCGAAUGGCAGCUAAGCUUUCUGGUGGCAACAAGAGGAAGCUGUCACUUGGUAUUGCAUUAAUUGGAAACCCGACAGUGCUUGUGCUGGAUGAGCCAAGUUCCGGCAUGGAUGCAGCAGCGAAAAGAGUCAUGUGGAGAACAUUGGCGGCAGUCGUGCCUGGUCGAUCUCUGCUUCUUACAACACAUAGCAUGGAGGAAGCGGAUGCAUUAGCUGACCGUGCAGGAAUUAUGGCGAAGCGGAUGUUAGCGAUGGGUACGAGCGACCACCUUCGGCAGAGACAUGGCGAUGCUUACUAUAUCCAUCUGGUUUUGAAGUCUGCGCCACAUACAACUGAUAAGGAGAUUGCUGGACUCAGGUCAUGGGUUUUCGAGCAUUUUCCUGGUGCCGAUAUUGAGGACAAGACUUAUCAUGGUCAAUUGAGAUUCUCAGUCCCUGCACAGAGGCACGAGUCCAACCAGCCAAGCAUAAAGGUUGCUAGCAUCGACCAGAUACACGGUGGAGACGACGCUUUGCCCUCGAAGCAACGUAGUGGAAUUGGGUCUUUGAUUACUCUACUUGAAGACCAUUCUGCCGAGUUAGGUUUGGAGCACUAUUCUGUCAGUCCAACGACUCUCGAUCAGGUGUUCUUGAGCAUUGUGCAGAAACAUGAAGUCGAAGAAGAGGGGUACACUAACAAAUCAGUAAAGAAGGGGAUACUCGGAUUUGAUUCAAAGCUCUUGGCACGUCGUAAACCAUGA
Molecule: messenger RNA, 4824 nt
Organism: Lachnellula hyalina
Lineage: Eukaryota; Fungi; Ascomycota; Leotiomycetes; Helotiales; Lachnaceae
Product: ATP-binding cassette sub-family A member 3
Exons: 3
Coding region: 1-4824 (1607 amino acids)
Biological process (GO): transmembrane transport; lipid transport
Cellular component (GO): membrane; intracellular membrane-bounded organelle
Molecular function (GO): ABC-type transporter activity; ATP binding; lipid carrier activity
Source: RefSeq, a predicted model, not a curated record